Molecule: messenger RNA, 888 nt
Organism: Botrytis fragariae
Lineage: Eukaryota; Fungi; Ascomycota; Leotiomycetes; Helotiales; Sclerotiniaceae
Product: putative helix-loop-helix dna binding protein
Exons: 2
Coding region: 1-888 (295 amino acids)
Cellular component (GO): nucleus
Molecular function (GO): DNA-binding transcription factor activity; protein dimerization activity
Source: RefSeq, a predicted model, not a curated record
AUGGCAGACAUGGACCUUGAACAUUCAGGAUUGCAGGAGGUAGCAAAUGCUAUGCGGGAAGAGAAUGCUAAUAUGAGCAACACUGCACAAAAGCGGAAGCGGGACUCCGAAUCAGCUGAUGACACGAGGCGCCUUAACAACAAGCGUGUUUCCCCGAAUUCUGUCAAUGACUCCGGUGACCAAUCGUUGGUCAAUCAGCAGAUCGGUGAUGUAGAAGCCCUGCAAAACUAUGCCAACCUUCAACACAAUCAACAAAUUCAUCCCGACCAUCAAAAUGGUGCCGCAGAUCAUGCAAACGCCUCAUCUACUGCCGCUGCGGCACUUGCUGGAAUCUAUCCAACCAUGACAAUUCCACAACCAACAGAUGUCUCUUUUGCUUCUCAAGCCUCCGAGAACGAUCGUCACCAGGAUUCAUCUUUUAUGGAUAAUAGCCAGCAGCCCGACAAUAGCUUCAUGGACAAUUCACAACAGCAACACCAACCUCAAAGUCGAAGUUCGGGUUCAAAACCUGUUGUAGGAUCCGAUGAAUGGCACAAGGUCCGAAAGGACAAUCACAAAGAAGUUGAGAGACGUCGCCGAGAAACCAUCAAUGAAGGUAUCAACGAGUUAGCGAAGAUUGUACCCGGAUGUGAGAAAAACAAAGGAUCUAUUCUACAAAGAGCUGUUCAAUUCAUCACCCAGCUCAAGGAGAAUGAGACUCAAAACAUUGAGAAAUGGACACUUGAGAAGCUUCUCACUGAACAAGCCAUUGCGGAACUCAGUGCUAGCAAUGAUAAGUUGAAGACAGAAUGUGAGAGAGCAUGGCGUGAAGUUGAGACAUGGAAGAAGACAUGUCAAAGUGCUGGUUUGGCACCCAAAAAGGAAGAUGCUGGUGCUUCAGAUAAUUAG